AUGGAUUAUGCUUUUCGUAUAAGAUGUGAUUUAAUCGAAAAACCAAAUGCUCAACUUGUAAUCACGGCUUAUCCUAUCACAAGCGGCAAACGUCUGCGAAAAGAGAUUAUUUUCAAUUUUAAUGAUGUGGAAGUUUGUGAAAAGCUUCAUAAUGAAAUAAGGAAACGAAUCACAAGACCUAAACCUCCACAUCUGCUCAAAAGCAAACCUAAUAACAAGGUUCUAAUAAUAACUAACCCGUUUAGUGGGCAAAAGAAGGCACUGCAAUUGUGGAAUAACUAUGGAGCUCAUGUUCUUCAAGAAGCUCAGCUAGAGUUUGAUCUUAUAAUGACAGAAAGGCCAGGGCAUGGAACCGAAAUAGCCCAAACUUUGAGAAUUGAUGACUAUGAUGCUAUAGCUGUAAAUAGUGGAGACGGCCUUAUUUCCGAGGUGAUCUGUGGGCUUCUUCUAAGGAAGGACAGAGAGAGAGCCUUGAAGAUUCCUAUUUGCCACAUUCCAGGUGGAACCAGUAAUGGAUUAGCCGCGUCUAUUCUUUUUGCAUGCAAUGAGCCUUUCUCUGCUCGCGAUGUGUUCAUAACAGAAUGUGUCAACAUGCUGGUUCAUCCCAUAUUCAUAAACUUGCCUCUUUUCACUGUCGAGACCGAACAGGAUGGAUUAAAGCCUAUGUUCAUGACAGCCACUUGGGGAUUGAUAGCUGAUAUAGAUAUUGGAAGUGAAAGAUUCCGAUGGGCCGGCAUGGCCAGGUUGCAUAUAGAAGCCAUCCUUCGGAUUUUACAACUUCCCACUGUGGCGAAGUAUAACGCCAAAGUGUCAUAUGUGCCGGUGAAUGACAAAGAGACUUCUCGUAAAUCUACUCUCUCUUAUGACGUGGAUCGAUCCCGUUUUGGGGACAAGCAUUUCACCUUUGACUCAGUGACAGAGGCAAGCUCAGAAGUUUCGUCUAAGGACCCUUCCCAAGGAUUCACAAAUAUUAAUGAGGCGUUAGAAGGGCAUGGAAAUGAAUAUCCUAAGUUAAAUGAACCACUCGGGCCGGAAUGGGAAACAGUUGAAGGAUGCUGGGCCAUGGUGAACGUUACAUCAACUUCUCACUUAGGUUCUGACUUGCCUUACAUGCCAGCAGCACAACUUGAUAAAGAUAUCAUAUACUUAACACUACUCGACUGGAACACAAUCAAGUCGAGAUUUCAUGUAGCCGAUUUGUUCAUAAGAAUGAAUAACUGCAUUCAUCUGUCUUAUCCAUGUCUACAGAUCAUCCCAGUGAAAGCUGUGCGGGUUGAGCCACAAACGAAGUCCGGGUACUUUGCCAUAGACGGGGAGCCAUGUACAAAUGGUUCUGCAUUCCAAGUUUUUCCUUUCAUGCAUAAAGCAACUAUAAUCGGCAGGAACAAAUAA
Molecule: messenger RNA, 1392 nt
Organism: Auanema sp. JU1783
Lineage: Eukaryota; Metazoa; Nematoda; Chromadorea; Rhabditida; Rhabditidae
Source: the annotation of a GenBank genome assembly